Messenger RNA from Verruconis gallopava, 2440 nucleotides. RefSeq lists its product as uncharacterized. Gene Ontology annotation, biological process: DNA-templated transcription; positive regulation of transcription from RNA polymerase II promoter by galactose. Gene Ontology annotation, cellular component: nucleus. The transcript has a single exon. Gene Ontology annotation, molecular function: RNA polymerase II cis-regulatory region sequence-specific DNA binding; zinc ion binding; DNA-binding transcription factor activity, RNA polymerase II-specific. NCBI's taxonomy places the organism in Eukaryota, Fungi, Ascomycota, Dothideomycetes, Venturiales, Sympoventuriaceae. The coding region runs from base 151 to 2319 and encodes 722 amino acids. The record is from RefSeq and is a predicted model, not a curated record.
GACUCUUGGAGCGUGACUUAUCUCCUUCGUCUUGCUCAUUGUUAAUUGUUGCGCGGUGAACUUUGUGCCGCUUGCCUAUCAUGUCGUGCAACAUACAAUCAUCGCCCCGCUGCUUCUUAAAUCCAUUUGAGAAUAGAUGAAAGCAUCAUCAUGGAGCUUGUCACCCUUGCUUUCGCAGAUUACGAUCAUCCAGAUGCAAGUGGAAGUCCAGACAAAGACCAGCAGCAUCCCACGAAGCGCCGUAAAAUCAACCUUGCUUGUGAGCAGUGCAGGACGCGCAAGGCAAGAUGCGACGGAACCAAGCCAGAAUGCGGGAAUUGCAAGCGACGGAAAGAACAGUGCGCGUAUAAAGUAACUAAGGCGCAACAUGACACAACACAAGAUUACGUUGACUCGUUGCUUGCCAAGAUUGCUGCGCUCGAAGAUGAAAAUGCGAAACUACGCGAGCAGAAGGCCACUAAUGAACAGGAUUUGUUGACGAAGCUGCUUGAUCGAGUUUGUCAGCAAUCUGUCGGUAGCUCUCCGCCUAUGGUGCAAGUUUCAAUGUCUGGUCGCGUACUUGUCAGCAAAAAGGGCAGUGACGUUGAUGCUAUGGGGGCUGCCUCAAGCUUUAUGGUGAACCGUUCACCCAAAGGAAGCUAUUUCGGAGACUCGUCGACCACUUCACUCAUGGAACAGGUGCUUAAAGCAAUCGGCGAAGGAGGAAGCAAUGAGACGUCCGGCAGCACCUUUCGGGCAUCAUCCUCUCUGCCUGUUGGUAUCGACAAUGCUACUUUCGAAGCAGAUUUUGCAGGUCCCGAGAACUUCGCACUAUUUCCUCGUCCUGUGACUGACUUUCUUUUAAGUCGCUAUUGGGACAAAGUGCACUCGUUGUAUCCAUUCAUUCAUAAGCCAACAUUCAUGCAAAGCUAUGAGCGACUAUGGCGAGGCAGUGCAAAGCCUGCGCCUGAUAACCCGGCUUUGGGUCUGGGUGAAUCCGGUUCUGCUGGGCCGCUCUCAUUUACCUUUCAUUGCGCCCUCAACGCAAUGCUUAUCCUUGGGCUGCAAUUCACACAAUUUCCUGCGGCAGAGAAGGACAGCCUGGUUUUUCAGUGUUUGCAAAAGUGCAAAAACCUGCUUAAGGUGGAUCUAUUCAACGAAGGCUCUCUAGCUGUUCUCCAGAUGACCCUUUUACUUGCGCAUUUCUUUCAAUCCACCGCAUCCCCGAAUAAAUGCUGGAACAUCGUCGGCAUAUCAUGUCGCGUCGCACAAAGUCUUGGGCUCCAUGUUGAUGGCAUUCGUCCCUCACAGCUUCCACCCUUGGAGCGAGAGCUUAGGAUAAGAGCUUGGUAUUCUUGCGUAAUAUUUGACAUGAUCAUUGCUAUGGCUCUUGGUCGCCCUGUCAUGCUAAGACGGCGUCAUUCUGUUCCGCUACCUGAACCUACUGAAGACGAAUACCUUCUGCGUGGGGUGCCCCAACCAGAACAUCAUGUGUCUGAUCUGCUGUUUUACCGCGAAUCACUUAAACUCUUCGUUGUUAUGCGAGAAUUUCUCGCGGAGAUGUACAAAGAUGGCUAUGGUCAGUUGAACCAUAUUGCAAAGAAGUUAGAUAAAACAGCAGAGCUGGACGGUGAAAUUUCGAGAUUGCAGACCCAGUUACCAGAUGUUUUAAAUUGGGAAAAGCCGAUUCACGAGGAUAUACGCGGGAACAGAUCAGUGCUUGAACAACAGCGCCAUGUACUUCAUUUGCGAUUUUCAGCUGCACGCAUGGGUCUUCAUCGGCCUCUAUUUAUUGAUUAUUGCAGAACAAAAUCCGUGCAACAACCAUCUGAAUUAUCGACGCGAUUUUCAAAAUGCGCCGCCGUUGUAUGCAUUCAUUCAUCUAUUACACUUGUAGAGGUUGUCGAUCGGUACGCAGGAACGGAAGCUACUUGUGAAUGGUGGUACAACGUGUUUUUCAUACGCAUGGCGGCGGCAAUUCUCAUGAUUGCAAAGAUCCAACCCGAGCUUGUUCUUGAGGUUGGACUAUCAAGACUCGAGCAAUCAUGGCAGCUGUGUCUUCAUGUGUUGAAAACCAAGCUGCCCAGCAAUGACCUGGUGCGAAAUUGCAUCGACGGUCUGGAAAGCAUGUAUGAUCAGGUAGAUAGGUAUGUUAAGAUGCGAGAUGCCAGAGUGACCAGCGCAGAUGGGCUGGCAGUAUUUUCAAGUGAGACUGAUCCCAUUAAUGCCGCAUUUAUAAAUGAAAGCGCUGGAAAUCCCUUUAUUGACGGAGGUUUCUUCAAUACAAGCACGGAUGAAUGGGGAUUUGCUAUAGACGACUAUGCUGGCACGCUUCUUUAGGUCUAAUAUGAUCAAAACUUGCAAUAUUUUGGUCUAUAGUAUAAUAUCUAUACUUAGAGCAUAUAUUUAUUGGAUUUAAGUGCUCUUUGCAACUGGCCAUUUUACAGUUACAAUAUGCUUA